Messenger RNA from Medioppia subpectinata, 515 nucleotides. The record is from the annotation of a GenBank genome assembly. NCBI's taxonomy places the organism in Eukaryota, Metazoa, Arthropoda, Arachnida, Sarcoptiformes, Oppiidae.
AAACCAUUGAAUACAUGCCUUCACUAUCAUUGCCAUCGUUUCAAUGCAUACUACUGAUAGUGUAUUCUGCGGGCAAUACAUCGGCGGAUCAGACACCGGGCAAAGAGUCCGGAAUUGGGUUUAAUAGAAAUGUGUUGAUAAUCGCGGUUAUAGUGACGCUAAUAGUGGUUGUAUUGGUUGUAAUAAUAUGUGUGAUAAAGAAAUGCCACAAACAAAGAGAUAUCGACACCAAAAAAGUGAAUAACACUCACAAAACUCAGUCACCGCCGCGACCGCCAAACAGCGCGCCCGGAGUACUGCCGCCGCCAUCGGUGACCGACCCGUCAAAGUCGGCCACAAAGCCGCGCACGUUGUCGAUGGUGUCGUUGGUUUCGGGCGCCUUUGAAUACAGAGGUAUCGGCGACUUAACUAAACCCAUACUUAUAAACCCGACCGACAGUCCGACCGAAUCCGUGAGAGACAGACCAACUGAGUUGACCAUUAGGAAGAAGUCCCCGACGGCUACUAAUCCAUGA